Messenger RNA from Anthonomus grandis grandis, 855 nucleotides. Its product is annotated as aquaporin AQPAe.a-like. Gene Ontology annotation, cellular component: plasma membrane. Bases 105 to 851 code for a protein of 248 amino acids. The transcript has 7 exons. NCBI's taxonomy places the organism in Eukaryota, Metazoa, Arthropoda, Insecta, Coleoptera, Curculionidae. Gene Ontology annotation, molecular function: water channel activity. Gene Ontology annotation, biological process: transmembrane transport. The record is from RefSeq and is a predicted model, not a curated record.
UUUGAUUGAUUUAUUGUGUGAUUGUUGGGGCAUCCACUGAUAGUACUGACUGGCAAACAUUAUUUAUUUGUUAAAUAUUUAGUGUGGUAGUUAGGUGGUUGGAAAUGUUUGAAGAUUUAAAAGACGAAUUCGUCAAUAAAAAGGACAAUGGCCGACCGACAAUACGGAAUCACACGUCCACAGCCCUGGCUGAAUAUUUUGGCACUGCAUUGCUCGUAUUCCUGUCAUGUAUGGGAUCCUGCUUAGGCAUUCAGGGAAACAUUUCGUCGAUGCAUAGCAGCUUAACCGCUGGAUUAGCUGUUACUAUUGCUAUCCAGACUUUUGGACAUAUAUCUGGAGCUCAUAUCAAUCCGGCUGUAUCGAUUAGUGCCCUUAUAGUAAAGCAAAUUGAAUGGAUACAGUUGCCUCUGUACGGAAUUGCUCAACUUUUGGGUUCCUUAUCAGGGGCGGGUCUAUUUGCAGCCGUAACGAAUAACGAUCUGAUCCCAGACGGUAUGGGCCAGUCUUGCGUAAACAAAAUAAACGAAAACAUCUCGAUAUAUCAAGGCAUAUUAACCGAAUUUCUAUUAAGUUUGAUUAUGAAUUUGGCAAUUUGCUCGUCCUGGGAUCCGAGAAAUAAUGACAAGCAAGACUCUGUGCCGCUUAAAAUAGGGUUGCUGGUGGCAGCCCUUAAUUUUGCUGGGGGUGUAUAUACGGGGGCUAGCAUGAAUCCAGCAAGAAGUUUUGGACCAGCGGUUGUUAGUAAUAAUUUCGCCAACCAUUGGGUUUAUUGGUUAGGGCCCACCCUUGGAGCUGUGACAGCCGCAAUAAUAUACAGGGUGUUUUUUACAAGAAAUAAAGACAAUUCUUAGAAAA